AUGACUUCAUCACACUCUACGACACAUGACGACUCUUUACGAAUGAAUUUUCCAUAUCCAUAUUUUCUGAUUAGCGUAACAAACUAUCCACAAUUGACACAACGUACACAUCCGUGCUCUACAUUCUACGAGACUUCGAAUCGUCAAUCACAGCACAACGCCAUGCUUAUACCAGGUGUUCUCGUCCACUUUGGAGCCGCUUCUACUGAUCAACACGAACGAUUGUUAUACAAUACUGCUCGACAUCAAAUUCGACAAAUUAUUCGAGCAUAUCUUCGACAUACUCGUCAAUCGUAUCCAAUUCAUUUAGUUUUCGAUCUGAGCGAUCUAUCAACAGAUUCCUAA
Molecule: messenger RNA, 345 nt
Organism: Adineta ricciae
Lineage: Eukaryota; Metazoa; Rotifera; Eurotatoria; Adinetida; Adinetidae
Source: the annotation of a GenBank genome assembly